This is a messenger RNA of Sebastes umbrosus (honeycomb rockfish), 3752 nucleotides long. Its product is annotated as indian hedgehog B protein-like. Bases 1253 to 2497 code for a protein of 414 amino acids. NCBI's taxonomy places the organism in Eukaryota, Metazoa, Chordata, Actinopteri, Perciformes, Sebastidae. The record is from RefSeq and is a predicted model, not a curated record. Gene Ontology annotation, biological process: cell-cell signaling; cell fate specification; regulation of gene expression. The transcript is spliced from 3 exons. Gene Ontology annotation, molecular function: patched binding; calcium ion binding.
GACAGGUUGAGUAAGAAUGGACCUGAGAAUCUGUUUUAAAAUAGGUCUUGAACUGCUCAGGAAUAUUCCCACCAGAAAGCAUCUUAUAAAUAAAAACACAUAUUUGAGAAAUAUUGAUAUCAUAAAUAGUAAGAAUGUGGAGUUUCUUAAAUAGGUGAGUAGAGGAGAUGUGUGACUCUGAUCGAGUUGCAAUCCUCACAAAACGUUUUUGGAGAACUAAAAUGUUAUGAAGGUUUGUAGGAAAAGUACUUGAAAGUACUUCAUUUGUCUCCACUGCUCUCUGUGCCUUCAUACUCUACAGUUCAAUGCAUAAAGUUGAUGUCUGCUCUGUGGUGGGUUGUUAAAGGGAGUUCUGGGAAAUGUAGGAAAUCUCUAGAAUCAUUGAGACAAGUCGGGGUCCUUGAGGGUUCCCAGGAAGUCCAGAUCAGACUGAUGGUUUAAUGUCUCCACCGGUCAGAGGUUUAUCAGCUCCACACCUGCAGCUCAGACUGUGACGUCACUCUGUCUAAGGACAGGAGGACGUUUUAACGCGCGCACCUGCACUCCUGCUCGUGCGUCUUAACUUUGAAGACGAGGGUCCAAAGGACAAAGGGAGGACAGUCUCGUGGCUCGGUGUGUGUCUGUCCUCUUGUUGGACAGUAAGGAGGAGAGGACGGAGCAUGCAGAGCAGAGGGCAGGUCCAGGUCCUGCAGGGCGCGGUCUCCUUCUUCUCCCAGAAGGCACCUCAUCUGUCCUCCAGUAGGAUCUCUUCCAUUUCCAUUCCUGCCAGCAGCAGCUGCGCCACAGGGACGCAUUGAGAAGCAGAAGAAACCGCUGCGGGGACACCCUUUGACCGCCGUGCCCAACAGGCACUGCGCAGCCAGACUCGGUGUCUGUCUGUCUGUCUGCAGCGCUUUUUCUCACAGCUUCGACAGCUUUGAACCUGCAUGCCAAGAUAAACUCUCCUCGCCUAUUUAGGACCCUAACUCAGCGUGCACCGGGACAGGAGCGUGUCUGCAGCUGCAGAGGACAGGUCCAGGUCUCUCCAGCUCGUCUCCAGAGGCGCACUGGACACUUUUACGCACUGCAUGGACACUUUUACGCACUACAUGGACACUUUUACGCACUGCAUGGUCACUUUUACGCACUGCAUGGACAUUUUUACGCGCAGGGAAUGGACGCUUUUGGGGACUCUGGAAUGAGUCCUGCUCCAUUGCCUCCAAUCUAAACUCACUAAGGUUAUAAAGAAAUCCAGCGGUGUGACAUCUGGAUAAUGCUGCUCCAGACGCUGGUGACGUGCCUCGCCGGCUGCGUCUUCCUCCUGUCGCCGGUCAGUGAGGGCUGUGGACCGGGUCGAGGCUACGGGAAGAGACGGUCACCCAGGAAACUAGCACCACUCAGCUACAAGCAGUUCAGCCCCAACGUGGCCGAGAAGACUCUAGGAGCCAGCGGGAGGUACGAAGGGAAAAUCACCCGGAGCUCUGAGCGCUUCAAGGAGCUCACCCCCAACUACAACCCAGACAUCAUCUUCAAGGAUGAGGAGAACACAGGUGCAGACCGCAUGAUGACGCAGCGCUGCAAAGACAAGCUGAACUCUCUGGCCAUCUCUGUGAUGAACCUGUGGCCCGGGGUCCGGCUGCGGGUCACCGAGGGCUGGGACGAGGACGGCCACCACUCGGAGGAGUCGCUGCACUACGAGGGCCGCGCGGUGGACAUCACCACGUCGGACCGAGACAGGAACAAGUACGCCAUGCUGGCGCGGCUGGCGGUGGAGGCCGGGUUUGACUGGGUCUACUACGAGUCCAAGGCCCACAUCCACUGCAGCGUCAAGUCAGAUCACUCCGUGGCGGCUAAAUCUGGAGGUUGUUUCCCCGGCGAGGCCUUGGUGACGUUGGCGAGCGGCAAUCAGAAGUCCAUCAGUGACCUGCGACCUGGUGAGCGCGUCUUGGCGUCGGCGGGCAGCGACGGCAGCGGCGAGCUGGUUUACAGUGAAGUCCUGCUCUUCCUGGACCGCGCCCCCGUCACCUGGAAGCUCUUCUACACCCUGCAUACAGAAGCUGGAGCCCACCUCUCGCUCACCGCCGCCCACCUGGUAUUUGUGUCCGAGGGGAACUGCUCAGAGGGGGCGCCGCCGCCGGCCCUCGGCGCCCUCAGAACUGUGUACGCCAGUGACGCUCAGCCAGGACAGUGUGUGCUGGUGUCCGAGGGUAAAGCGGGGCGUCUGUCUCGGAUCACCCGGGUCAGCAUGAGGGAGAGCAGGGGGGCGUUUGCACCGCUGACCCGGCAGGGGACGCUGGUGGUGGACGGGGUGGUGGCGUCCUGCUACGCGGUGGUGGACCAGCACUCCCUGGCUCACUGGGCCUUCUCACCACUCCGGCUCAUCCACAGCUGGACUGGUUCCACUGGGAGCCACAGUGACGGGAUCCACUGGUACUCACAGCUUUUACACUGGCUGGGCAGGAUGCUGCUGGACUCCGGACGCCUCCACCCGCUGGGCGUGGCUCAGGACGACAGGUGAGGACGGGAAAAAGGUCACAUGGGUGGACACUUUUAUCAAAAAGAACCCCUCACGUUUUAUCCGGGUUUUACCCCAGGUACAAGCCUGUAGAGCUGGGACCAUGAUGGACCACCUGACGACAUGGGAGACGUUUGGGUUCCUGCUGAGGCAUGAUGGGAGUUUUUUAGGCGGGACAAAGAGGGAAGAAGAAGCUGUGAACUGACACAGACGAACUCCCCCGAAACCACAAACACAGAGCGUAAAUAAAAGAGCACUCCGAGUCAGAAUGACUCAAAAAAGUGCCGAUGUUUCAAAGACUUUUCAUGACACUUUUACCCUUGAAGCACUAUGAAACAAUAAUCCCUUAAUAAACCCUUAAUCUGCUCUUAAAACACUCCAAACACCUUACUUUACACAUUAGUUAUCAAUUAAGGUUUAGUGGUCUGAAACAUUUUCAGGUGCAAAGUACUGAAGUUUAAGGGAUUCUUAUUCAGUAUUCAGGUAUUUAUAUAUUGGAUAAAUUAAUGUUUUUUUCAGCACUUAAACCAUGCAGAUAAUCCAAUAAAAAUAUCACAUUAUAUUACAAUUAAUUACUCCCAUAAAACCCUUUUAUAAAAACCAUUAAAUGCAUCUUUGCUAAUGAUUAAAUACCACAUGGAAGCAAUCCCUGAGUUUUCAUCUUAAUUGAAAAAUGAAGGCACUUUUAUGGCACACUGUAAAUUAAGGGAUGGCUUAUAACUUGUUUAAGGGGUUUUUACCCGUCCAAAACACCUCUCAUAAACAAUCCAUUUAUUUAUCAACUAAUUUACCUUUAAUCUGGGGUAAAUCUUUUAAAUACCUGAAUACUGUGUAAGAAUCAUUCAUUCACACUCAAUCAAUCGUUAAUUGAUUUGUCAUAUAUAUCAAAUAUAAUGUGUAAAUUAAGGGGAACGUUAUUGGUCAAUUUCAAAAGUGUUUUACUGCUUACAAAGCCCUUAAAUCAUGCAGAUAAUCAUAACAUGUCAUAUUACAAUCCCAUUAAACGCCAUUAAAAUAUCUGAAUAACAAUGGGUGAAUUAGUGUAAUUCUAAGGUAAAACUGAAGGGAUUUAGUUUCAUAGUGAAGUCCACAGGGAUGCGGUGUUGUAUGUAACAUUAAUACAGAGAUUUUAGAAUAAAUGAUAGAGUGUAUUUAAGUGUUAUUUGUUUACAGAAAUCCAGUAAUGUUUAUGAAGUUAUUUUGGGUGAAGAGAUAUUAAAAAAAGAUUUAUUUUUUAAAUUAAAUUAUAUGGAAAUGA